AAAGAUAGGACUGUGAUUAAAUGACUGACACGCUGCCUUAUGGGUUGGGUUCAUGAGGAGUUUGCGUUCGGUGAAGGUUCCUAUAAAAGGAGGAGCACAGCAACCGUCUGUUCUCCUUGUUUUCAGGUUGCUGCUGGAUCAAGAUGAAGACCAUUGUUUUUCUAGCACUUUCUGUGGCCCUUUUCUUCCCGGGAUCCAGUAACGGGCAGUCAUGUCGGGGUCGCUGUGGUUAUGGAACAGACAGCAGCUACAGCUGUCAGUGUAACCCGGCGUGUGAGCGCUACGGAGACUGCUGCUCAGACUACGCUGUUGAAUGUAAAGCAUCGACAUCUUGCCAGGGCAGGUGUGGCGAGCAGUACAACAAUCAGAACGAGUGCCAUUGUAACUCCCUGUGUCCCCAGUACAACAACUGCUGCAGUGACUAUUCAUCCCUGUGCGACGGCAGCAGCGGAGGCAGCAGCGGAGGCAGCACCACCAUCACAGAUGCUGAGAUCAAGACCGUCUCUGAGAAACUGUACUCUCUGGACUACAACAAAGCUUCAUCCUCACAGCUGACCAUCAACUCUCAGACCUUGGUGUCUGACUCUCAAACCAGCUCCCAGAAGGAUCUUUCUUCCCAACCCUUGUUCACCUACGUGAAUGAGAACGUGCUCUUUUCCAAGCCUACCUAUGCUGCUUUCCUGGCCGUGCUGGACAACUACAACAGAAUGACCGGGCAGACGGAGAACUUCAGCUCUCAGCAGCUCUCUGAGCAGGACAAGUUCCUCACGGAAACCAUGUCCAACACUCAGGUGGGCAGAGAGCUGUUUUCUUUCCUCCAGUCCAAGGGUGUUUAUUCAACGGAAAGUGACUUCAUUUAUGACCUGAAAAUGAUGUGGUUCGGACUGUAUUCCCGCUACAACGGCAAGCAGGACUCCAGCGGCUUCGAACACAUCUUUGCAGGAGAGAUCAAGUCAGGAAAGGUGUCUGGUUUCCACAACUGGAUCCAGUUCUAUCUUCUUGAAAAGAGCGGACAGUUGAACUACUACAGCCACAGCUUUAAUGGACCCUGGACCUCGUACCCUGACGUCCUGGGCAUGCAGUUCAUGUGGGACGGUUACUUCAAGCAGGUCGGCUCUGCGAUCAUUGGCUGCAGCCCCGAGUUUGACUUCGCCCUCUACAGUCUCUGCUACAUCACUCGGCCCGGAAAACUGUGUCGUCUGAGCAUCGGAGGACAGGCGCUCUCCAUCCAAACCUACACCUGGAAUAAUUCCAGCUAUGGUAAUGGAAAGAAAUACAUUGCCUCUGCUUAUCCUGCAACUCCCUGAAACCGUUUGCUAAAUAAUCAGCAAAUCGAUGAGCAGUCUGCCAGUGACAUGGGUGUCUGAAAUGAUCUUCAGUUUAAACACCUAUCUCAGUCACGGAUACGAUUAAAAUUGUCAGGC
Messenger RNA from Salarias fasciatus (jewelled blenny), 1424 nucleotides. It is a transcript of the gene endou, whose product is annotated as endonuclease, polyU-specific. The coding region runs from base 144 to 1307 and encodes 387 amino acids. The record is from RefSeq and is a predicted model, not a curated record. The transcript is spliced from 9 exons. Gene Ontology annotation, molecular function: polysaccharide binding; scavenger receptor activity; RNA endonuclease activity. Lineage: Eukaryota; Metazoa; Chordata; Actinopteri; Blenniiformes; Blenniidae. Gene Ontology annotation, biological process: immune response.